Acanthopagrus latus (yellowfin seabream) is the source of this 3261-nucleotide messenger RNA. RefSeq names its product ADAM metallopeptidase with thrombospondin type 1 motif, 15a (gene adamts15a). The record is from RefSeq and is a predicted model, not a curated record. Bases 1 to 2844 code for a protein of 947 amino acids. The transcript is spliced from 8 exons. Gene Ontology annotation, molecular function: metalloendopeptidase activity; zinc ion binding. Lineage: Eukaryota; Metazoa; Chordata; Actinopteri; Spariformes; Sparidae. Gene Ontology annotation, biological process: extracellular matrix organization; proteolysis.
AUGUUUAUCAGAAGAACUUUUCUCCUCUGCUCUCUGCUGUCACUCUUAAAACUUGCUCGUUGCAUGGAAAGUGAGCUCUGCUUCCCGGUCAGGCUGGAUACGCACAAUAACGAUGACAGGAGGGAUUUUGACAACGACUUGGAAAACCUUAACGGAGAAUGUGUCAUAAAAAUACGAGCUUUCCAGCAGGAGUUGGUGAUCGAUUUACAAAAGGACUCUAAUUUCAUCGCCCCUUCACUUUCUAACCAAGACGCGCUUUGGCUCUCCAACACCGAUGCCACCACUGACCUGAGCCGGUGUUUCUACUCCGGAUAUGUGAAUGCCGACAGCUACUCUUACGCCGCUUUGAGCCUCUGUAAAGGUUUGCAAGGUGCGUUCGGCUUCCAGGGCUGGGAAUAUUUUAUCAGCCCGGUGCAAAAUGACACCAGAAGCGCAGAAAGCGCGCACAUCGUCCGGCGCAGACCCAUUAACAACCUGAGGCUCAAUUCAACCUCGAGAUGCGCGGUGGACAGCGACCUCAGCGCCCAGGUUGCGCAAUCGUUGGAGAAAUACAAGCGACUGAACGAUUACAGCAAUGUGACCGAGACGAUGCUGAGGAGGAUGGGGAGAUCCAAGAGGUUCGCGUCAGUGCCCAGGUACGUGGAGACGCUGGUGGUGGCGGACGAGUCCAUGGCGCAGUUCCACGGAGAUGACCUCAAACACUACCUCCUGACGCUGAUGUCGGUGGCGGCGAGGCUCUACAAACACCCCAGUAUCCUGAACUUCAUCAGCAUCACAGUGGUGAAGAUCGUGAUUAUAUCCGAGGAGGACAAAGGACCCAAGGUGUCCGGGAACGCAGCCAUGACGCUGCGGAACUUUUGCACCUGGCAGAAAAAGCUGAACAAAAACAACGACAAGCAUGCAGACUACUGGGACACGGCGAUUCUUUUCACUAGACAGGACCUGUGCGGAGCCUCCACCUGUGACACUCUCGGCAUGGCCGAUGUUGGCACCAUGUGCGACCCCAAGAGGAGCUGCUCCGUGAUCGAAGACGACGGCCUACCUUCAGCCUUUACCACUGCUCAUGAGCUUGGACACGUGUUCAACAUGCCACACGACAACGUGAAGGCCUGCGAGGACGUGUUUGGGAAACUGCAGGACAACCACAUGAUGUCUCCCACCCUCAUCCAGAUAAACCGCACCAGCCCCUGGUCUCCCUGCAGCGCAGCCAUCAUCACUGAAUUCCUGGACAGUGGGCACGGGGAAUGUUUGCUCGACCAGCCCCAGAAGCCCCUGGUCCUCCCUGACGUGCUGCCGGGAUCCACCUACAGCCUCGACCGUCAGUGCGAACUGGCAUUUGGAGAAGGCUCCAAGCCCUGUCCCUUUAUGCAACCGCCAUGCGGCCGCCUGUGGUGCACAGGGAAAUCCAACGGCCAUUUGGUGUGCAUGACCCGUCACUUCCCCUGGGCGGAUGGCACCCACUGUGGGGACGGACAGGUCUGCGACAGAGGGGUCUGCUCCGACAAACAGGCCAAAAAUGCGAAGGUGGACGGCCGCUGGGGUAAGUGGGGCCUGUUUGGUUCCUGCUCACGUACAUGUGGAGGCGGCGUCCAGCUGUCGAAGAGAGAGUGCAACAACCCAGUUCCGUCAAACGGUGGUAAAUACUGCCAAGGGGUUCGGGUCAAAUACCGCUCCUGCAACCUGAACCGCUGCUCUGACACAGGUAAGACUUACCGUGAGGAGCAGUGUGAGAUCGGUGGGCAGAACUUCAACAGUAACCGAGUCGCCCACUCGGUGGUGUGGGUGCCCAAGUACUCCGGAGUGUCUCCUGAUGACAGGUGUAAACUCAUCUGCAGGGCUAACGGCACGGGCUACUUCUACGUCCUGGCACCAAAGGUCGUGGAUGGGACUCCAUGCUCCCCAGACUCCACAGGAGUGUGUGUCCAAGGGAAGUGCAUUAAGGCCGGCUGUGACGGAAAAAUUGGCUCGACCAAGAAGUUUGAUAAGUGUGGAGUCUGCGGAGGUGAUAACAAGGGCUGCAAGAAGGUGUCGGGACUCUUCACAAAGCCUGUGCAUGGCUACAACUUUGUGGUGAUGUUGCCGGUGGGUGCAGCCAACAUAGACGUCCGUCAGCGAGGCUACAAAGGAAUGGUGGGUGAUGACAACUACUUGGCGGUGAAGAACAGCGAGGGCUAUUACCUGCUCAAUGGGAACUAUGUUGUGUCAGCCGGGGAGAGGGACAUCAUGGUGAAGAACAGCCUGCUGCGCUACAGUGGCACAGCUGGCCUUUCUGAGACCCUGAAUGCUGUGAAGCCCUUAGGGGAAGCCCUGACUGUGGAGGUGUUGUGUGCAGGCCAGAUGACACCUCCCCGAAUCCGCUACUCCUUCUACCUCGCACGUCAAUCCAAGGAGGAAAAGCCUCUCAAGAAGGACGCGCGUGUAAACGCCCAUAACAGUGUCCUGACUGAGAACAGUGUCAAGGAGAAGGGAGGAGACAUCCUGAAGAGGUCGUAUAGCAAGGAGGAUCCUGAUCUUGGGAAAUGGAUAUCCACAAGUUGGGACAAGUGCUCUGUGACCUGCGGCGGUGGGAUCCAGAGGAGGAUGGUGCAGUGUCUGAGACAGGACGGGAGGCCUGGGUUGGACUGUGAUCCUUCACAAAGACCUGCGGCCACUCGGGUUUGUGGAGACCCGUGUCCUGAGUGGCUUGUUGGGCAGUGGUCGCCUUGCUCCAGAACCUGUGGGAAGGGCUUCAAGAGAAGACCACUGCACUGCAAAACCCAAACAGGGCAUCUGCUCCCAAGGGAGCACUGCAUUGGCAUACGGAAGCCACAGGAGCUGGACUUCUGUAACCUGAAGCCUUGUUAGUGCCUAAAACCUAUGAACUAAAACUCUCUCUGUUUUUAAAAGGACUGAUUUGAUUCCACUUCACACACAGACAACGUGAACGCAUCAUUGGGACACUUGCUUGGAAGAACAACAAGAAUGUUGGAAGGAGAGUGGAAGUGGCAGGAUGAACGCUGGAAGAUAUUUUUCACUGCCAUCACUCUGACUUCAAAAUCCACGAUCCAGGUCCUUCUCUGAUGGCAAAACAACGCGAGAGAAGGUCAAAUAAAAUGUAGUGGAAUCCCUCGUACUGUCAGCAGAUACAGACCGCUGUCAGCAAUCAAUCCAGUUUACAUUAUGAGUCUUGAACCAAUUUCUUGUCAUAAUGUUUUCAAUGUGCAGGUUCCUCAGUCUUUCAAAUAGAUCUGGAAGCCUUGUGGCUAUAUUUCAGGAAGCAAA